Molecule: messenger RNA, 7893 nt
Organism: Adineta ricciae
Lineage: Eukaryota; Metazoa; Rotifera; Eurotatoria; Adinetida; Adinetidae
Source: the annotation of a GenBank genome assembly
AUGUCACCAAUCUCGUUCUACAACAAUCGUUCGAAGAUUAAUGUUCAUUACCAUCCACCGAAAACGGAAUUCACAAACCAACAUCAAUGUCCAACUGCAAAAUUUGAAUAUGAUAAUUUACAUAUAUUAGCCAAACGAGAAACUCUUCCGUUCAGUGAACAAGGACAAUUCAAUGAUCGAGUUAUAUGUGCAAAUAAACGUAUCCCUGAAACAAUUAUACAUUGUUCAGUAAAUAAUCGAGUAUAUGAUAGAGCAAUGAUACAAAAAUCUUCGACGACUGAAAAUAUUUCUGUGUCACGUCCGUUCAAUACGCACAUGUAUCGAUUACCAACCUCGUCUUCAUCGAAAGAGAUUAGGCCAAUGGAUUAUCGACCAAUAAUCACUCAGGGACGUCGCAAAUUCGGUGCAACCCCAACUUCGUCAUCGUUGAUCAUAAUGAAAAAGAAAUCGCCAUCGCCGAUGCAUCCUACUUCAUCUAUUCAGAAACCAUUGACUCGUUCUAUUCCAGUCGAUAUUAUAAGUAAUAAUAUGGCAAUAGUUGUUAGUUCGAUGAUACCAUUAUCAUAUUCUUCUUCUUCUUCCUCUCCACCAUCCUCGACCUCAGCUUCGUCGACAAACGUCGGAACCGUUUUCCUACCAAUUCAAGUGACAAAAAGCCAAAACAACAAUAAGAACAACAGCAACAGCAAUAAUAAUAAUAGUAAUAAUAGCAACAAUCGUAUUAACUAUAGCAAUAUCAAUAUUGGAAAUGAAGGCCAACGAUGUUAUCAACAUUAUGUUCAAAAUCAACCCGAACGGCAACAAAUCUUUCUCUUUCCACAAGUCAAAAGUUCAAACUAUUGGGAUGAUGAGUUCGAUGAAUCAAGAAGAAUCUCUUCUUCAUCUUCCACCGGUGGAGAAGGUAAUCAGCAAUAUCGAUCAACUUUAAUCAUGGAUUCGAAUGUUCUACGUUUGAUUCGUCGUUAUGAUCCAGGAAGUUCAAAUACUACUGGAAUCGUACCACGUACGGCGUUGGACACUACUCGAAAUAUCUGGCAUACGGUUGCAUCGAAAAUCGACUACAUACAACCGUCCGAAUCGUCUUCAUUUCUAUUAAAUCGAUCACAGACAGGCAUCUACGACGAUGAGAUACCACUUAGACAAUCGUCACUGCCGCGUCUUCAACGACAAGAAGCUAUUUACGAUGUGGAGCCAGUGUCGAGUCCAGUCAAUUCAUUACGACCUAUACUUAAAUAUGGAUCAUCGAGAUCACGUUCGGAAUUUUUUGUUGAUCCCCAUGUGAAUGAAUCGUUUAAAGGAGAAAGUGGAUUACCUAUCAAUGAGAGUGCCGCUACAUAUCAACCAUUAAUUCCUUCAGGAGCAAAACGUGUGUGUUCAGCGUUAAGUAAAUCUGAAUGGGAUUUACGUUUGCAACAAGAACAAUCACCUCCACCAUUACCAAUUCGUCCGUCAUCGCCGAUAAUAACUAAUCCAGAGCAGGAAAAAGAAUCUUAUCGACCUGUACUUGGCCGUAGUAAAAGUUCAAUGGAUAUUAACAAUAAAAACGAUGAUGACAACUCAAAUGAACCUUCCUUGCCAAUCAUCGACGAUGGUUCAUGUGUAGAAAAACUGAAGCAGUUAUUCGUAACAAAAACAUCACACGAUCCACCUGGCCAUCAACGAAACAACUCAACAGAUUCAAACUCAAAUUCAAACCAACGUCAAAAUUCGAUUCAUAAUAAUAACAAUACUAAUAAUAAUAGUAAUAACAAUAAUAAUAGAUUAGAUCAGUCGUCUGCAUUACCGAAAACAACACCUUUAAUCAACACCAGUGGAUCUGAUCAACGUCAUAUUAAUAAACCAACAAUCAUCGUUCGUGAUGUUACACCACAAUUUCCCUCAUUUAAAAAGCCGUCUACGUUUCAACAACAAACCUUCAGCAGUCUGGAAUCAGUUAAUCGUCCGAAUAACGGUAAUACAAUGUCUCCAUCUGAACUCGCCUACGACAUGUACCGUAUGUGUCGUUUAAAUGAACACGAUCUCAUCAACACGCGUACGAAAAAUAUCGCCAAAGUUGAGCCGUAUUCCAUCAACACGAAUACAGUUCGUCCGUACUAUCAAUCAUCAUCAGCAAUAUUACAACCUAUUUCAAUGACAAAUAAAUUGCCAGCAAUAACAACAACAACAACAACAGUAGCAGCAGCAGCAGCAGCUAUACCAUCAAAAGAACGUAUUAAUCUUAAUAGUAUGGAAAACACGCCUACGAAUUCAUCAAUGAAUUCCAAUAUCCGCCAACCUCAUGUCCACUAUUCAGAUUUUCUUGUACCUAAUCCAUCCUAUCCAAAGCCAUCACCGCCGCCUCUGUCGAAUUUAUCUUCGUAUACAACACCACCGGUUCUACUAUCCGAAUCACUUUCACAUGGAUCAUUACAUCAACUACCAACUAUUACUUCGCCAUCAUUCAAUGGACGCACUGCCGGCUUGACUUCAUCAAGACAUAAUUCUCCGUCGAUGCAGGCAGAUUUUCAAUCAAGCAUACAUUCACCGAGUAAUAACUAUAAUUUUAACCCUCCGACAUCGUAUCACUAUCGUCCACCAUCCUUAACGACAACUAUCAUUAACAAUAGUCGACAAGGAUCGGAUCUACCUAAACGUUCAAAUUUUGUUGAUCAAGCACCGCCUCCGGCUCCACCGUUGCCUGUUGUAGAAGAUUUGAAUAACGACGGUCAAGCACAUCAAUCGCGUCGUCGUUUCCAAAGACGUAAACAAAUGAAACGUUCGAAAAGUGUUGAUUUAUAUCAAGAACCUUCAUUAUUUGCUUCUCCAACAAAUACGUAUGAUUCGUCUCGUUCUUUUCGACAUCCACGUUCGAUAAGUCGAGAGAAUCUCGCACGACAAGAAGAUUUAACAUUAUCAUCAUCUUCUUCCACUUCAUCCUUAACCGACGAUAUUGAGCGUACCAACCGAGCGGCUUUACUUCGUUAUAAAUCACUCGAGUCAAUGACAUUUCAUAAUCAAAGUCGCAUCUCGAAUCGAAAAUCAACCGAUGGUUAUCGACGUCCCUUCACGAAAUCCAAACAAUACGAUUUUGACAGUGACGAUUCUGUCUGUGGUAUACCGAAACCGCGCAAGCUUUGCACAAGCUCAAAAAAUGCCGCAAAAUCCGAAGGCACAUUACUUCAUCCGUCGACACCAGACAAAGAUUCUCGACAUGGUGCACAACAUCAUAUCGGUAGUAGUGGUACGCAUACUGGUAUCACAAAUUCCGUUCGAAAGAAUGAAACACGAACCGAAAGGAAACAUCCCACGGUUGAAUCGACUCCUUCUACACGAUCCAAUGCAAUAUCAACACCGAUUAUCACAAGAGAAAAAGAAGGAGAUGACAUUAUGCAACAAUCGAAAGCAGGUAUAAGUUUAACAGAAUCGCAAUUCUAUGCGCGAACAUCGAAUACACCACAAACAAAACGAUCGGACUUAAAUGAAAGAAAAAUGGAUGAGAUAUCGCACGAUAAUGUCGCCGAUCUACAAUUAAGCAGAAAUCAAAUGAUCCGUGAUAAUGUGUUACCAAUACAUUGGGUCAGAGAUGAAAAAACAGUACAAAAGCAAGAAUCCGUUCUCAAUGAACCUGUUGACACGAAUUCUCCUUCGAUGAUUCGACCAGUACGACCAUUAUCGAGCACAAGUGUUAUCAAUCCUUUUGAGCGUCUUCGUCCAAUGGAUAUGCAAAAUAAGCCGCAUGAAUCCAUAGAUGUAUCUUUACAAAUCUUCGAUCAACUAUCGAAUUCAUCGAGUCAACCUAUACCACAACAGAAAAUUUCAUUGGAAUCGGUUCCUGCAAACAAAUUAACACGAAUGUCGGCGGAACCAAUCGACGAUAAUAACGAUUCAUCCACAUCCACAGCGACGAAUCGUUCAAUUCAUCUACCUGUUGAAAAACAACGUGGCAUGUCCGAAAUCAUACGGAAACGUAAUAGUCGUUCGAAAGUCGAAGAUUACAAACGAUCGAUUCAAAAAGCUAGCACAUACGAUGAAGAUCAGCAUACGAUUUCAUCGAAAACUGAGCAUGAAUUAUCAUCCGUGAUGGAAAAUGCUUCACCAACGGACCGAAAACCUAAACAAAUCAAUAAAGCAUUUUCUGUCGAUGUACCUAUCAGUUUCGAACAUAGUAAUGAUAAUCGCGCACAGAUGUCAAUCGAAAGAUUGAAUGUCUUAUUAUCAAAUGAAGAAUUACGAGAUGUAACGAAUGAAUUGGAUGAAAAAGCAAGUGUUGCCGAUAAGAAAAGUUUAUUUGAAACAUUCUCAAAGGAUCCAAAACUUGGAGGAACUUUACCUCGAUCAAAAUCGUUCAAAACUGAGGAGCCUGCACCACCGGCAAGAAGACUCAGUAUAGAGAAUCAACGUUUUGAAAAAGAAGAUCAACCUAAACCCGACAGUCCAACCGAAAAGAAGCAACCCGAAGAUGAAACAUUCGACGAUGAUAUUUCAAAACUAUCAUUCAAAGAAAAAAUGACUUUGUUCAAAAAGAAAAAUAUCAUCGGAACACCGACGCUAGCAGUAGCCAAACCGAAUCGAAGUCGACUUACACAACCAAUUACAGCCGAAGAAGUUCAAGCUGCUGUGAACUUCACUCCACCAUCGAGUACAAAAGAUUUAACUGAAAUUCCUCCUGAAAUAUAUGAAUACCUUGAGCAUGAUCAUUUAUUUUUAUCAUCGUCCAACGCACGAGAAACCGAUCUGCAUGAAGUGUAUAAAUACACAUUUGAUGAAACAAGCAAAACCAAUCCACCCGACCAAGACAUAAUCCUACCGGUGAGCAAAAGAUUGGAGCAAUUCAAAAUACUUGGUGAACCCGAAUUGAUAAAGCCACACAAACUUAUGGAAGAACAUAAAAGCACACGUAAAACACCAACAAUGAAAUACAGUGCGAAGAAAACCAAUACUGAACAGCAACAACGUGCGAAAACUGUUGAUAUUGUUCGUCUCAAAACUGACUCAACUAUUAAACCCAAGGAUGCUAAUCAAAUAUCGAUAUCCACGAAGACCAGAAAUGGCACAACAUCCGCAAAGCCGAAUCAGAAUGUCGUUUCGGUAUUAAAAUCGGACACAGUAUCGGUAUUAAAGCCUGAUGAUCAUCUGGACGAUUUCUUUGGAGAUGGAAAUAAGUUGUUCGAUAAUGAAUCAUCAAUUCACCUUGAUGUCGAUGAUCUCGAUCGUAUUGCCGAGAAUACUGUUCGAUUGCAAUCUCAACCGGCACGUGUUCGGCCACCACGCCGUCAGCAACAAGGAGCAAAGAAUCCUCUGCGUCAAAUUCAAGCAACUGUACCAACAGAGAACGAAUACACUGAAGUUCGCACCGAUCUUUCAGAACAAGAAGUUCGUCGAAUCAAACGAGCACAAAUUGGUGAAAAUGCUGGUCUAGCUCAAGAAGCGUUGGCUGCACUAGCAGCAACAGAAAAUUUCGCUGAAAUAAGCUUACGCAAAGUCGAUCUCUCUCCCGUUGUCAAAUUCGGUUAUGAACCCUACAAGGAAACGAUGCUUAUCCUAAUAAAAGGCCGUCGUCAAUGUUCGUUGCGGUUAAUUAAUCCCAUUUAUGACUCAAUCAAUGAAGGCGAUUGCUAUCUAUUAAUAACACCAUUGAAAGUCUUUGCAUGGAUCGGUCGUUACGCGAAUACAUUAGAAAAGGCAAGAACAACAGAUCUAAUUGAUUAUCUAAGACAACAUCGUGAUUUCGGUUUACGUAACGAAGUGAAGUAUUUCAUCUUAGACCAGGCUAAAGAUGAUACAGAAGAUGACAGUCAUGCAGAAUUUCGUGAUAUGUUGCAUGGUGAAAUCGAUGAUUACAAGUCGAUGGACGAAGUCACAGAUGAUGAUGUUUAUGAGGCGAAUAUCACGGAAUUGACUCGCGUGUACCGAGUCGAAAAUGAUUUGUUAAUGCCAUUGGAGAAUUUUUGUUUCCGCUCAUUAUCGAUUCAAAUUCUUGAUCCUAAUGAAGUGUUUGUGUUUGAUUUUGGCGCUGAGCUCUACGUUUGGAACGGCAAGUUUGCUGAUAAAACGAAGAGAAACAUGGGUUUACAAUUAGGUCAACAACUUUGGAAUGACACAUACGAUUACAGUGAAUGUGCGCUCAAUCCAUUCGAUCCACUCGAUGAACAAGCUGAUCAAACUAUGUCCAGCGGUGCAGCUCGGCCGGAGUGGUGCAUAUUUGGAAAACAGAAUCAAAAUGUUGAAACAUUAUUAUUCAAAGGUAAAUUCUACGAUUGGCCAGGUGAUCUUCAAGAAUUGAAACCGGCCAGUGAUACGACAAACAAUGUCACUAAAACACCGUCCUCACAACGCCCUCCGUCGAUUCUCGAUACUCUUAAACCAGCUGAUGUGCAAAAGAUGCUUUCUAAGCCGGAUACUCCGGUCAAUCUAGUCCUCGAACAAGUUAGUUUAGGUCGAGGCAAACAUUGGUUUGAUCCUGUUGAAAUGCGCGGACAUGAAGUUCAAACGAAUUCGUUAGAUAUUUGGUACAUAAAUGAGAAUGAACGGUAUGAAUUACCGAAGUCAAGCUACGGUCAAUUCUACUCUGAUGAAGUCUAUAUCAUUCGUUGGAGAUACAAAUUAGUCACAAUAGUAAAUGGCAAAUCACCCGGACAGAAGCCGGACACAGGUCGAAAUCGCGUUGCGUAUUGGAUUUGGCAAGGUGCAAACACAAAUCCGAAUGAGAAAGGUAUUUCGGCAUUAAUGUCCGUGUUCUUCGACGAAGAAAAAGGUCCACAUAUCCAUGUUACGCAAGAACAUGAAGAUGCUACAUUUUUACAAUUAUUCGAUGGUACAUUAACUAUUCAUAUGGGUAAACGGAAUCAAUUGCCAGAGAAGAAAUCCAAUUGGCAUCUAUACGUUUUUCUUGGUGAACUUGCGGAAGAAACACAUUGGUGGGAACUGUAUAUAAGCACAGCUAAUCUACGUAGUCGAACAUCGUUGUUAUUGACAAAUAAUCAUGAAAAUCUAAUGUUACUCUGGCAUGGUUGUGGAACAACAGAUGAACAACAAAUAUUAGCUCAUCAAUCGGUGAUGAAAUUACGUGAACGAUGUCCAGAGGAAUUUCAUUUUGAAGGUGACAGUGAAGAUAUUGAAUUUUUCGAAAUGCAAGAAGGUGACGAGAUAGAACUGUUCUGGGAAGGAAUGAAUGAACGAAAUCAUCAACGACGAUAUUAUUCAUUACUAAAUGUACAAUCAAUUGCAAAACUCGCAUCAACGAUACGUAUCUUUCAUUUAUCGAGUCUACAUGGUCCAUUUGUUGCUCAAGAACUUCUUUAUCCUCUUCGUUCUCCCAAUCAUAUCUCACCAUUUCCAUUUACUCAAUCUGAUCUCUACGAACUUCACCAACCGGCUUUGUGUUUAAUCGACACAAAUGCGGAAUUAUACAUAUGGCAAGGAUGGAAUGAUCAAUCAGAUGUUGAGCAUUCGAAUAUCAAUGCAUCAGUUCGUGCUCCAAGAGACAUUCGAUUCACCACAGAACGUCGUUGCGCAUUUCUGACUGCUCUGAACUAUUACAAAGCAAAAACGGGUUCAUCCACACUUGAUCUACCUUGUUCGAUUGUCUAUGCUGGUUUAGAACCAAUCGAUUUUAUCAAUUUAUUUCCGAAAUGGAAUGUACAUAUCAAAGCUCGACAACGAAAUCAAAUGGAAGGUAAAAAAGUGAAUCAAAAAGAUUCAGUCAUCGAUGUACUCAAUAACUUGUGUCGAGAACAGUAUAGUAUUGAAGAACUUCGCGCUCGUCCAUUACCCGAAGGCGUUGAUCCAUCGAAAAUCGAAUCGUAUCUAUCGGAGACUGAUUUUCAAAAAGAAUUUCACAUGACGAAAGAUGAAUUUUAUGCUCUGCCAUAUUGGAAACAAACGAAUAUAAAGAAACCGCUUGGUUUUUUCUAA